This is a messenger RNA of Zerene cesonia (dogface butterfly), 999 nucleotides long. RefSeq names its product peptidyl-prolyl cis-trans isomerase FKBP1A-like (gene Fkbp12). Gene Ontology annotation, molecular function: peptidyl-prolyl cis-trans isomerase activity. The transcript has 3 exons. The record is from RefSeq and is a predicted model, not a curated record. The coding region runs from base 147 to 473 and encodes 108 amino acids. NCBI's taxonomy places the organism in Eukaryota, Metazoa, Arthropoda, Insecta, Lepidoptera, Pieridae.
ACGCGAAAAAACUAACGCGGUCUGCUAGGAACGCCAUUUUCAGUCCACUCCUUUCGUAAAAACGUGUUGUAAAUUUUGUAGUUUGAAGACGAGUCGAGUUGUUUCAUAGAUCUUAUUUAGCAUUUAAGAACACAGACGACGUAAUCAUGGGAGUCACAGUUGAAACUAUUUCUCCUGGUGAUGAGGCCACAUAUCCUAAGAAGGGUCAGACUGUUGUGGUGCACUACACAGGCACCCUGACAAACGGACAGAAGUUCGAUUCAUCCCGCGACCGCGGAAAGCCCUUCAAAUUCAAGAUUGGCAAGGGAGAAGUCAUCAAAGGAUGGGAUGAGGGUGUCGCUAAGAUGUCAGUGGGUGAACGUGCCAAGCUGACUUGCUCCCCCGACUUUGCUUAUGGCCAGCAAGGCCACCCGGGCGUCAUCCCUCCCAAUUCUACACUCAUCUUUGAUGUUGAACUCAUUCGUCUUGAAUAAACUUAAGCACUCACAUUUUAGUCAGUUAAUAGAUUCUUGCUGGUAACUUAUUUUCUUAUUAACUCAAAUUUACGAUUAUUUAGUCAAUUUUGUGUACUAAACUACUGAUACGGUUAAUGAGUGAGUUAAAUAUAUUGUAAUAAAUAAUUAAACUACUUGUAUGAAUAACUCGAAAGCUUAUUUAAGUAUGACUUGAAAGUUUAUUUUAUAUUCGCUUUAAAGUGUAAGAUUUCUAGACCCAGUGAAUUGAUCGCUCCAUCUUUUCAUUAUAAACAUAUUUGAUAAAUAGCACAAUAUUUGAGAAGAUAUGUUACCAGGUAUAAUUUAAGCAAACCUAUGAAAUAAAUUUACUUCUGCACCAAAGUGCAUUUAAUUGCAUUGUUUCAGCUACAUUCCACAGUGAUGUCAAUUAUUUGUCUGUGGUUUUUCUAUUUUACAUUUUUCUGAAACAUUAAGUUUACUUUUUUACUUGUAAAGAUACCAAAAGCUUGUAACGUUUAAGAAUAAACAUUGUGAAGGAUUGGAA